Drosophila elegans is the source of this 1283-nucleotide messenger RNA. It is a transcript of the gene Uch-L5, whose product is annotated as ubiquitin carboxyl-terminal hydrolase isozyme L5. The transcript is spliced from 2 exons. The coding region runs from base 104 to 1078 and encodes 324 amino acids. The record is from RefSeq and is a predicted model, not a curated record. Gene Ontology annotation, cellular component: cytoplasm. Gene Ontology annotation, biological process: protein deubiquitination; ubiquitin-dependent protein catabolic process. Gene Ontology annotation, molecular function: cysteine-type deubiquitinase activity. Lineage: Eukaryota; Metazoa; Arthropoda; Insecta; Diptera; Drosophilidae.
GGCAGUCUCACUUUGUGAGUUGACAAAAAAUUUGUGUGCUCUAAAAGCAGCAUUUUAGUGCUUGAAUUUACAGAUAAAAAUUAAAUAAGUGGUCAUAGACAAAAUGGGCGACGGUGCUGGCAACUGGUGUCUCAUUGAAUCCGAUCCCGGUGUAUUCACGGAGCUUAUUCGCGAGUUUGGAUGCGAUGGGGCUCAGGUGGAGGAGAUCUGGAGCCUGGACAGCGAGUCCUUCAAGAAUCUGGAGCCCAUCCAUGGCCUCAUCUUCCUGUUCAAGUGGGUGCAGGCGGAUGAACCCGCUGGCAAAGUUGUCCUGGAUCGCGAGAACAUUUUCUUUGCCAAGCAGGUGAUCAACAAUGCCUGCGCCACCCAGGCCAUCCUGAGUCUGCUGAUGAACCUGGACCACGAGGACAUUAAGCUGGGCGAGACGCUGACCAACUUCAAGGAGUUCUGUCAGUGCUUCGAUCCCUACAACAAGGGAUUGACCCUGAGCAACGCCAGCCAGAUCCGCACGGUGCACAACUCCUUUGCUCGCCAGACACUUUUCGAGCUGGACAUGAAGAACCAGAACAAGGACGAAGAUGUUUAUCACUUCGUUGGCUAUAUGCCCAUUGGGGGAAGGCUGUACGAGUUGGAUGGCCUGCGGGAGGGACCCAUCGAUCUCGGAGAGAUCAAGCCGGAGCAGAACUGGAUCGAUGUGAUGCGUCCGAUCAUUGAGAAGCGCAUGCAGCGCUAUAGCGACGGGGAGAUCCACUUCAACCUGAUGGCCCUGAUCUCGGACAGGCAGCGCAUCUACGAGCAGCAGAUCGAGAAGCUCCUAAACCCGGCUCCCGAUGCCAUGGACACGGAGGAAGAUCGCCAGACGGAGAUCAGCAGUUUGCGCACAUACAUCCAGUAUGAGAUCCAGAAGAAGAAGCGCUACAAGGUGGAGAACGUGCGCCGCAAGCACAACUACUUGCCCUUCAUCGUGGAGCUGCUGAAAAUGCUGGGGAACAUGGGCCAGUUGAUGCCCAUCUACGAGAAGGCCAAGCAAAGGGCGCUGGAGCGCGAGCAGGCACAGCGCAAAAAGGAAACCAACUAGGCAUUUACAGUAUACAUAUAUCCCCCGCGGGCAGUUCCAAAUUGCCUCGAUUUCAAAUAAAUCAGAAAAUAAAAAUCAGAGAUUGAAGCGAGGAGUGACGGCUUGUAUCCGAGCAAACAACGCCCUUUAGUAGUUAGGUGAAACUGCCUUUGUACUGUACUUUAAUUUUUAUAAUAAUAAAUAUCCUGCUCUCUCUGCCAGUUAA